Orbicella faveolata is the source of this 2443-nucleotide messenger RNA. RefSeq lists its product as uncharacterized. Lineage: Eukaryota; Metazoa; Cnidaria; Anthozoa; Scleractinia; Merulinidae. The record is from RefSeq and is a predicted model, not a curated record.
CGCCAUUACAGCGCCGAGCUACAAACAGCCAAACAAACUCUCACAACUUCAAAAAACUAAAAAAAAAGCUAAACGAUCGAUUGAACUAAAACAGCGAUAAGCGAGUGUACAAUGUAAUGUGAUGCUAGCACAUGCUGGCUACAUUUAACUAUAUUAACAAUAUUAACAUCACUUAAAUAGCGUGACAUGAUAUCUAUCCUUCGCUACAAGGGGUACGUGAUAACACGUCAUUGUGAUGCUGUAAAGUUCGGUCACGAACCUCCUGCACAUUGCACGGUAUAGGCGCGCGUGAAACUGAAAUUACGUUUAAAUACUACCAGGAGCCCAUCCACCACGUCGCGUGGCUUUACUGGACGCAAAAUUUCUGUGGGUUGCGUUGAAGUUGCUUCUCGUGCUCCGGACAACAGAGGUUGCAGAAAACCGAUGUGACACAACAUCCACAGAUUUCAAAGUCUUUGCUUCGUAAGUCAAUGGCGUCAGGCCCAUCUUGGAGAGCUGUUUUUUGCUCCUUCACCUGUCUUGUACUCAUACAGUCAGUGUUGUUCUAUCUGUACUUCCCACGGAUAGAAUUUAACAGAUAUGACCCCUUCAAGCCCUUGAAAAGAGGCCUUACAAAAGAACUAAAAGAAAUAUACCUAGAAAUGCAAAAGUUACACAUUCAUAAGAAGGUACCAUCAGCAAGACUGGUUCAGAAAUUAGAAGAAAUAGUAAAUCGCUUGGACAGUAGACUGCAACCAGCGAACAUAACCAGCGGGACACUCGGCAAAAAUGGAGGCGUGGACGUGUGUCCAGAGGAGUUCAAAGGAACACUUGCUGGGUUCCAAUUUUAUACCACGGGCUGGGACAUUACCAACUGUACUAACGCCAAACCAAUCAGUUCUGUGAUAAGUAUUUCAGUUAAUACUGUAGCAUAUCCUAGCAAAGACGAGAACAACAUUGAAAAGGUUUUAAAAGGGAUAACAGAGACCUACCCUACAAUUCAGGUGUAUUUGGCAACACGGAGUGACCAAGUGAUAGAGGCUGCCAAAAGGUAUAAUGUUGAUGCCUUUAAGGUCUAUAAUGCAAACCUAGGCAAAGGAUGGAACAUGUUGAUAAGAAAGGUAUCUACUCCUUACGUUCUCGUUGCGAGAGAUGUUUUUCACUUCACCUGGCUUACCCAACUUGAGAGGCAAAUACGUGUGGCCACUCAGAUACCAAAUGUUGGAGUUGCAGGUGGAUCUUACCGUAACUUUUCAGGUCACUGGAAAGCGGGCUGUGUGCAAACUACAAUGAAAAAUUACGUCCUGGAAUACCAGGAAGGCUAUUAUCACUCAAGAAACGAGUGCAUGUUCUGUGAUUAUCUGCAGGGUCCUUUCGUUGCCAAAACAAGGCUGUUGAAGUUUGACGAGAGUCUUCCAAAUGAGGUCAUUUUUGAAGACUGGUUUUUACGUGUUGUUGAAGCUCGACACAUGACAAUGUCAUGUCCAGACGCUAUGUAUUUCACUACUGAUUACAACUUUAAUUCCAGAAGAACUGAUAAAAAUGUGUGGAAACCUUUGGCUAAGAAGUGGGAGCUUAAUCGGGUGUUACUGCCCCAGGGGGUGAAGCAUUCCUUUUCCUGUCAGGACAUUGGUUUCGAAUGCAAUGCUAAAAGCGCUUUGCUGCCAGUCUGUUGUCAGGAGGAGUAUGCAGAUGCACUGUGGUUUGUUCAGAAGUUUGCCGAUACGCAUAAUGUUACAUUUGAGCUUGAUGCUGGUUCCUUAUUGGGUGGUGUUAAGUUCAAUGGACUUCUUCCUUGGGACUUGGAUGGAGACAUAAAGGUUUUAUUGUCCGACUUUGCAAUCUUUAGCAAGAGAGAAACGGUCGACCAUUUUCGGAAAAAUGGUUACGAGCUAAGCGAGUAUGGAAUACAAGAUGACGGUGAACGCGGGUAUGUGAAGAUAAGCUUCAAUAAAUUUUACAUUGAAGUCUGGGGGAGACCUGCUGUGACAAACACUCAGUAUCUCCCCGCGGAACUACAAAAACAUGCAACGUUCACCAAAGCAAACAUUCGGGGUAACUGGAUUGAUACGGCGUUUAGUCCUGGUUUGUUCGCAAGAAAUCGAUAUGGAAGAGAAAUCCUAAAACACUCACAGUCCUGGAUCAAAUUAGGAUUAGAACACAGUUACUCUGACUACGAUCCUGGCAGCUUUGCGCCUUGUCAGAGACCAAAUCACCAUUCCUGCUUGCAGCUCUUCCCAGCUGACGGUAGUAUUCCAUUUUUAGUAACUUAGCAACACCUUCAGUACCCUAAAUCCUCGAAUUGGCGCCUAUUUCAAAUUUAGGAGAAGGAGGACGCUUAUAUGAGGGAGGUGUUUAAUCGAGGAAGGGGGCGGGGGGGCGCUUACUGAAUUUGUCCCAACUCGUAGCGAGAAAUGAUAGUUUUUCAGUUUUUUGAAAUACGGCAUUUGCCCGUAAACGACAA